Molecule: messenger RNA, 2674 nt
Organism: Gopherus evgoodei (Goodes thornscrub tortoise)
Lineage: Eukaryota; Metazoa; Chordata; Testudines; Testudinidae
Gene: IFT70B
Product: tetratricopeptide repeat domain 30B
Exons: 1
Coding region: 105-2108 (667 amino acids)
Biological process (GO): intraciliary transport
Cellular component (GO): axonemal microtubule; intraciliary transport particle B
Molecular function (GO): intraciliary transport particle B binding; protein binding
Source: RefSeq, a predicted model, not a curated record
AGGAGACGCCGUCUGCCUGGCAGUCGCAGGUACUUCCGUUUCCGGCGGGGCAGUUGCCUUGGUAGCGGUGGCAGGGGGACGCGCUGGGUCUGGUAGUCGCGGCUAUGGCCGGGGCAGCUCCGAUCGCAGACGGGGAAUUCACAGCGGCCAUUUAUGGGCUGAUCCGGGCCGGGCGGUUUGCGGAGGCAGUGGGGAUCUUGGGCAGCGAGCUGCAGAGUAGCUGCCGCUCCCGGGCCGGCCUCUCGCUGCUCGGCUACUGCUACUACCAGCUGCAAGACUUCGCGGCGGCGGCCGAGUGCUACGAGCAGCUGGGGGCGCUGCACCCGGAGCUGGACGACUACCGGCUCUACCAGGCCCAGUCCCUCUACAAGGCCGGGCUCUACGCCGAGGCCCUGCGGGUCGCCAGCCCCCUGCUCGACGUGCCCGCUUACCAGGGACGCGCCCUUCGCCUGCAGGCUGCUGCCCACUACGCACAGGGUGACCUCUCCGCAGCCAAGAGCUUGGUGGAGCAGGUGCUGGCCUCUGCUGCCGAGAGCAGCCCUGGAGCCGCCGAAGACCCCUCAGAGCUGCCAGAUGCUGAGGUCAACCUAGGCUGCCUGUUGUACCGGGAAGGGCGGCACGAGGAGGCCUGCAGCAAAUUUGCAGGUGCCAUGCAGGUGCUGGGCUACUGCCCUGAGCUAUCAUACAACAUGGCGCUGUGCUGCUAUGCGGCCAAGCAAUAUGCACCUGCCCUCAAACACAUCUCUGAUAUCAUUGAGCGUGGCAUCCACCAGCACCCUGAGCUCAGUGUAGGCAUGACCACCGAGGGCAUCGACGUCCGCAGCGUGGGCAAUACGUUGCUCCUGCACCGCACUGCCCUGGUAGAGGCCUUCAAUCUCAAAGCUGCCAUUGAGUACCAGCUACGCAACUUGGAAGCAGCCCAGGAGGCACUCACAGACAUGCCCCCAAGAGCCGAGGAAGAGCUGGACCCUGUCACCCUGCACAACCAAGCGUUGAUGAACAUGGAUAGCCGGCCCACUGAAGGGUUUGAGAAACUGCAGUUCCUUCUGCAGCAGAACCCCUGCCCACCAGAGACCUUUGGGAACUUGCUGCUUCUGUACUGUAAACAUCAAUACUAUGACCUGGCUGCUGAUGUGUUGGCAGAGAAUGCCCAUCUGACCUACAAGCUGCUUUCACCUUAUCUUUACAACUUCCUGGAUGCCAUGAUUACAUGUCAAACUGCACCUGAGGAGGCCUUUCACAAGCUAGAUGAGCUGGCAGGAACAAUGACGGAACAGCUGAGAAAGCUCACUAAGCAGGUGCAGGAAGCUAGGCAAAACCGGGAUGAUGAGGCUGUCAAGAAGGCAGUUAAUGAAUAUGAUGAGACUCUGGAGAAAUAUGUGCCCGUCUUGAUGGCCCAGGCCAAGAUAUAUUGGGACAUGGAGAAUUACACUAUGGUGGAGAAGAUCUUUCGCAAGUCAGUGGAGUUCUGCAAUGAACACGAGGUGUGGAAGCUGAAUGUGGCUCAUGUGCUUUUCAUGCAGGAGAACAAAUACAAAGAGGCCAUAGGCUUCUAUGAGCCCAUUGUCAAGAAGCACUAUGAUAACAUCCUGCAAGUCAGUGCCAUUGUGCUGGCCAACCUUUGUGUUUCCUACAUCAUGACCAGUCAGAAUGAAGAGGCAGAGGAGCUGAUGAGGAAGAUUGAGAAGGAAGAAGAGCAGCUCUCCUAUGAUGACCCCGAUAAAAAGAUCUACCAUCUCUGCAUCGUUAACCUAGUGAUCGGCACGCUCUAUUGUGCCAAAGGAAACUAUGACUUUGGCAUCUCAAGAGUAAUUAAAAGUUUGGAGCCUUAUAACAAAAAGUUAGGCACAGAUACUUGGUAUUACGCUAAAAGAUGCUUCCUGUCUUUGCUAGAGAACAUGUCCAAGCACAUGAUCAUGCUGCGUGACAGUGUAAUCCAAGAGUGUGUGCAUUUUCUAGAGCAGUGUGAACUAUAUGGCAGGAACAUCCCCGCUGUUAUUGAGCAACCACUUGAAGAAGAGAGGAUUCACAGUGGGAAGAACACAGUUACAUAUGAAGCCAGGCAAUUGAGGGCACUGAUAUAUGAGGUCAUUGGGUGGAAUAUGUAAAUACUGUGGCAUUCCCAUUCAAGAUGGAGAUGGACUAUAAUUCUCUUUGUUUUAUUUUCACUUUUGUUGAUGUUGACUCUGGCUAUCCAAAGUAGUGAAUUUUCUCUUUGAUGUAUUAUAUUUCAAUAUAUUUGUUCUACUGUUUUGCUGUAUUUAAUGGAAGAUGGUGUGCUAACACAAAAUUAACAUGUUUAAUGACUAACGAUAUCCUCAUGCAUCAGUGAUAUUUUAUGGUUUGUUUUUUUUAAGAUAACUACCACCACAAACCUUAUUACAGAAAUGUUGUGGAGGUUCUUUUGUGUAUAUAGUUUUAUUAAUAUGAAGCUACAUUAACUAGCUUUUAUAAUCUGUAUGUUGACACUUUGAAAUAAUUUCUGUUCCUUCUCCUAUCAGUUUUGUGACUAGACUUUAAUGGAAAUCUGGUAUAAAGCCAUUUCUUUAAUUUAUGGUUAUUUCCCUCUUUUGGGAAAUGGUUUCUUUCUGUUUGAUUUUCCUACUGCACUUUUCAUAUAUUUUAUAUUAUAGUGGUUGUAUUUCCUAAUACAAAUUUAGUUUUUAUAAUAAAA